AUGAUAAAUAUAUUAUAUAAUUUGUUCUUAUUAUUGGUAAAUUAUUAAGCUAAUUGUUAAGAAUCAUAUUAUAACUAAUAAUAGAUUGGAGGCAAUAAAUAGGGUUUAUAAUCUCCAUAAAAUGUGUUUUUAUAAGAUGAAUAAUUCAGAUAUUUCACAACGAUCAAUUUAAUCACUAGUUUUAAUGGUAAUGAAUAAUAAGGAAAAUAUAAAGUAGCAGUUGAAAUUGAUUUACCUUUUAUUUUUAUUACAGAAUUAAACAACUCUCUACACUUUACUAAAUUAAUACCUACUGAUGAUCAAAUUGAAUUAAUCAUUUAAUAUAUAAAACCUAAAUUUAAAGAAAUAGAAGACUGUUGGGGGAACAUAUUUUAUGUAUUAAAUAGUAGUUUAUGGAUAAAUGAAUAUAUUGGCAUGGAUGUUAGUUUUUUUUAUUAUACAGGAUAUGGUGCAAUUGAUUUUAGAGAGUCAACAUAAUUAGAUGGAUAUAUUGGAUUAGGAAAGUACCCUUAACCUGAAAAAGGAAAUUUCAAUUAUAUUAUGAAUCUAAGUUAUUAACAUCGAAUUAGUCACCCAUCUUAUUCUUUGUAUUUUGGGAAUCAAGAAGGUUAUAUUGAUUCUGUUGUAACUUUAGGAACUUAUUAAAAUGAAUUUAAAUAAAAUGGAACAGAAUUUUAAUAGAUAAAGGCCAUUCCUGGAUGCAAUUAAACAUGGUGUUUUAGAGUCAAUUAAAUUUCACUUUAUAAAAAUAACACAAAAAUAUAUAAUUCAAGGAGCAGUAAACCUUACACUUCUUUUAUCAGUUCAACUUAUUAAUUUAUUUAUAUGCCUAAAGAAAUAGCAGAUGCUAUUAAAUAUCACAUUGAAAAAACAAAUGAUAAUAUAGAAUGCGAUUUCAUAAAUUAUCCAAUAUAAAAUAGAAACAAUACAAUUUUAAUAUGUUCCACUAAAUUAUAAAUAUCCAUACCUUAAAACUUUCCUGUAAUAGAAUUUGCUAUAUAUUAACAUUCAUAACAGAUUCUUUUGACAUUCAAUCCCUAAUAGUAUAUCUAAAAAUGUCUUGAUGAUGUAGAAACAUAUGAAUUUAAAUGUUUAACAUAUUUUACUAUUUAUGAUAAAAAAAUAGAUUAAUAUAAACCUAAUUUUGAUAUUGUGUUUGGAUUACCUUUCCUAAGAGUUUACUACACAUAUUAUGAUUUAUAGAAUUCUACAAUAUGUAUGAUUUAAUAAUUUAUUAAGAGUUUUCGUAAGCAUAUUAAUUUGAGGACAUACCUUUAAUAUCUAGAUUUUGGUAUUAUAGUUUUUUGGCUUUAUUAAUAUGUUGGGCUCUUGUAAUGAUGAGUUGUGGCAUUUUCUUCAAAGAAUAAAUGGAUUAGAUGAUUGUAUUUGUUAUCAACAUAUUAAAAUAUAUAAGUGGAGAUUAAUAAGCAAGAUAACAAGUGUUACGAAAUUAUUUAGGGGAUGAUUGAAAUCUUAAAUAUUCC
Paramecium sonneborni is the source of this 1484-nucleotide messenger RNA. The record is from the annotation of a GenBank genome assembly. NCBI's taxonomy places the organism in Eukaryota, Ciliophora, Oligohymenophorea, Peniculida, Parameciidae.